CUCCUGGUGUGCUACGGGGCGAGAAGACUAUUCCACCAAACUGACUAUUCCACUAAUGUGGUGGAAACGACGAGGAAGACGGCAGGCUUUGGAGUUUGGACCCGACUCCUUGGACUCCAUUCCCAUGCAUCUUCUGGUCCUUUCCAUCUCCUUCUCUGCUUUCUAAAGCACAGAUAGAAUCAUAGCAUAUUCCAUUCUCGAUCUUGCCCUUAUCAUCAUGUCGCAGAAACCCAUUAACACAGUCACAAUUGCACUAAUGCUUGGUUUCAGUUUCUUCGUAAUCUUCUUCGGUUUCCUCCAGUCUCCCUCUCUAUCACCUUCACGCCAAUCUCUCAACGACCCCAUCACUUCAGAGACCACGGCGUCACCAGAAGCCUUCUCCGAUCUGGCAGGUGCCUUCAGAAAAUGGGAUUCUCAGGUGGGUUGUUCCACGUUCAAGGAGAGAUACGAUGAGACGAAGCCGAAUAAGUCGACGGGUCCUUCUCCUUUGCAAGAGAUUGGAGGUGAUUCCAAAUGUGAGGGCUUGAAAUUGAAUCAUGUCAGCGUUUUGGUGAAAGGCUGGACUUGGAUUCCGGAUAAUUUAGAUAAUUUGUACUCCUGCCGAUGUGGAUUAAGCUGCUUGUGGACUAAAUCGCUGGUUCUUGCGGACAAGCCUGAUGCGUUGUUGUUUGAAACGACUUCGCCUCCGAUUCUGAGGCGUAUGGGGGAACCUCUUCGUGUGUACAUGGAUCUUGAAGCGGGGAGGAAGCGAUCAGGUCAAGAAGAUCUGUAUAUCAGUUAUCAUGCUGAAGAUGAUGUCCAGUCAACCUAUGCGGGUGCUCUGUUUCACAAUGGUCGAAACUACCUCGUUUCACCUUAUAAAAAUGAUGAUGUACUUGUCUAUUGGUCUUCAUCACGAUGCCUUUCUCAAAGGAAUGAACUUGCCAAGAAACUCCUCAGCUUGCUACCUCACCAUUCAUUUGGGAAGUGCCUAAAUAAUGUUGGUGGUCUGGACAUGGCUCUAUCCUUUUACCCCGAGUGUGCGAAUGAUGCCAAUGUUACCCCAAAAUGGUGGGAUCAUUUACACUGUGCCAUGUCUCACUACAAAUUUGUUCUUGCAAUCGAAAACACUUGGACAGAUAGUUAUGUGACGGAGAAGUUAUUUUAUGCCUUAGACUCUGGUGCAGUUCCCAUUUAUUUUGGUGCACCAAAUGUCAUGGAUUUCAUCCCUCCACAUUCAAUAAUAGAUGGUACAAAAUUCAGGUCGUUGGAAGAACUGGCUUCGUAUGUGAAGGCCCUAGCUAACGACCCGGUGGCAUAUGCAGAAUACCAUGCAUGGAGGAGGUGUGGUGUGUUGGGUAACUAUCGAAAAACUCGAGCAUUGAGCCUUGAUACACUACCAUGUCGGUUAUGCGAAGCUGUUAGCAGGAGAGGAGGAAGAAAUUCAAGAGACUAGGCCGAGUUCUUUUUCAGAAAUUGUAGGACUUCAUGUUAGUGAUGCAAUGAAUUCCGGUCGGACAGGCUGUAUAGAGGCUAAUUUGUUAUAGGAUUAGAUCGCAUAGAAGGCUUAGCUCACGUGGUAAAAAAAUCACUCGGCAUUAUUUUUCAUUCAUUCUUUUUUUUUUUUUACUUUUAACCCGCCCUUGUGAAUCCAGGUUACUUUAUAAGUUGUUGAUGAUGUAUCAUUUUCAAAUUGUACAUUUGCAAAACUGGGAAUGUGAGAACUUUUUGCAGUUCAUAGAUGAA
Prosopis cineraria is the source of this 1725-nucleotide messenger RNA. Its product is annotated as alpha-(1,4)-fucosyltransferase-like. Gene Ontology annotation, cellular component: membrane. Bases 218 to 1435 code for a protein of 405 amino acids. The transcript is spliced from 3 exons. The record is from RefSeq and is a predicted model, not a curated record. NCBI's taxonomy places the organism in Eukaryota, Viridiplantae, Streptophyta, Magnoliopsida, Fabales, Fabaceae. Gene Ontology annotation, molecular function: alpha-(1->3)-fucosyltransferase activity.